Messenger RNA from Paramecium sonneborni, 957 nucleotides. The record is from the annotation of a GenBank genome assembly. Lineage: Eukaryota; Ciliophora; Oligohymenophorea; Peniculida; Parameciidae.
AUUUAAAAAAUAUAUAAUGGAUCGUCUAAACCCAUCAUCCAAAGAUUGUAUUGUUCCUCUAAUUGAAGAAAAUUCUCCUUGUAUUUGUAAUAAAUAAUAUAAUAUUAUUAGAAAGCAACAAACAGGAGAUUGAUUCAUAAUUUUUGUUACCACAAUUUACAUAGAUGUUCCAGAAUCCUGAUCUUCUACUUUAAACUGUUUAAUUAGAAUAAUUGAAGCUACAAGCCCAAUUUUAUUCUUAAAUGAAUAAUUUACCACUCAUUACUGAUGAACCUAGAGUAGUUGAUUUAUUUACUCAACAACUUUUGUAAUAAUAACUCAUGAUUAAUGCAGCUCUUCUUAAUCAAUUUUAAGUAAUUAAAUAUUCUAAAGUAGGGAGUUGAAAAUGUUAAUUAGAGUCAAACAAAGGAUUUAGGUGAUAAUAAAAUUAAAAGAAAACAUAUUAAAAAAUCACAUAAUCCUUAAUUUAAUACUGGUAUUUCUUAUUAUUAUCAUCAAUAGGACAUUGGAGUGCAUAAGAACAUUAAGUUUAUUUAAACUUUUUGUAAUAACACAGAGAAGUAAUGGAAAGUUCUGAAUUAAAAAAAACUAAUAAAAUAUUCAAAUUAAUGUCUGAUAUCAUUAAGAGUAGAUCACCCUCUUAAUGUAGAUCUCAUCAUUAAAAAUUCAAUCCAUAUUCUAAAUACUUAAUAAAUGUAAUAAUUAUUCGAAUAUUUUUAGAAUACGAUUGUUCGUAGAAAAAUGAAAGAACAAUAGAAGGACACUUAAUAAUAACAAUAAUAAUAAUAAUAAUAACAAUAAUUCAUAGUUUCUGAAAAUGAAAAUAAUCAAUAAUAAUAAUCUCAAGAAUGUAAUUUAAAAAUUGAAUUCCAAUAAUAAUUAUAGGAUUCAAAAAUUGAAUCAUAACAAUAACUUCAAGAUAGAGAAGACUAACAAUAGGCUAGUGGAUAGAAUUGA